AGGAUUAUCUUGAAUGGGGAGCCUUAUCUACAUCAGCUGCAUCAGCUGGGACAGUAUAUAAAGAAUGAGAGAUUCAGGCAGGAGAAAAGAACACCAAGACCCACGGUGUUGAAUGAAUCGCUAGCAUUCAGCCACUUUUUGUUUCUCAUACACUAUAUUUUGUAAGAAAUAGAUCACUAAUUGCAUCCACAAUGCAACCAGCAAUGAUGAUGUUCUCCAGCAAAUACUGGGCAAGAAGAGGAUUAUCCUUGGAUUCUGCUAUGUUUGAUGAGCACCAUUUAGGCAACCAAACAUACAAGAGUGUUUUUAGUAAAAUUGAGGAAGCUGGCAAAGUGAAAAGCAAGGCAGCUGAUGUUGAGAAAAUGGCAGUGGUGUUCUCCCUGAAAAACGAAGUCGGUUGCUUGGUAAAAGCCCUCAGAAUCUUUCAGGAAAAGCAUGUCAAUCUUGUUCACAUCGAAUCGAGAAAGUCCAAGCGGAGAAACUCUGAGGUCGAAAUCUACGCUGACUGCGACUGCAGCAAGAAAGAGUUUAACGAGCUGAUCCUGGUUCUGAAACUCCACAGCAGCAGCAUCACUCUGAACCCUCCCGGCAGCAUGUGGACAGAGCAGGAGGAGGAGGGGGGACUGGAUGGUGUUCCUUGGUUCCCCAGAAAGAUCGCAGAGCUGGAUCAGUGCUCCCACAGAGUGCUGAUGUACGGCUCAGAACUGGAUGCUGAUCAUCCUGGGUUUAAAGACAAUGUUUAUCGACAAAGACGAAAAUAUUUUGUGGAUGUUGCCAUGAAUUACAAAUAUGGGCAGCCAAUUCCCCGAAUUGAGUACAUGGAAGAGGAAGUGAAGACCUGGGGCACAGUGUUCAGAGAGUUGAGGAAGCUUUAUCCCACUCACGCCUGCCGGGAAUAUCUCAAGAACCUUCCUUUACUGAUGAAACACUGUGGGUACAGGGAAGACAAUGUACCACAGCUUGAGGAUGUUUCUAAAUUCCUGAAAGAGAGAUCUGGUUUCACAGUCCGGCCUGUGGCAGGAUACCUGUCACCCAGGGAUUUCUUAGCUGGAUUGGCCUACCGAGUGUUCAACUGUACUCAGUACAUACGCCAUAGCACGGACCCCCUCUACACCCCUGAACCGGACACAUGCCACGAGCUGCUGGGACACAUGCCUCUCCUUGCCGAUCCAAAGUUUGCCCAAUUUUCACAGGAGAUCGGACUAGCCUCGCUGGGAGCCACUGAUGAAGAUGUUCAGAAACUAGCAACAUGCUAUUUCUUCACCAUAGAGUUCGGACUUUGCAAACAAGAAGGGCAGCUCCGGGCCUAUGGGGCAGGGCUGCUGUCUUCUAUUGGAGAGCUGAAGCAUGCACUCUCUGAUAAGGCAAGUGUAAAGCCGUUUGACCCUAGAACCACAUGCAAUCAGGAGUGUCUGAUUACAACGUUCCAAGAAGUCUAUUUUGUUUCUGAAAGUUUCGAAGAAGCCAAAGACAAGAUGAGGGAAUUUGCAAAAACAAUCAAACGUCCAUUCUCGGUGUAUUUUAACCCUUACACUCAAAGUGUGGAAAUGUUGAAAGACACCAGAAGCAUUGAGCAUGUUGUCCAGGACUUGAGAAGUGACCUCAACACCGUGUGUGAUGCUUUAAGUAAAAUGAACAAAUACCUAGGAAUUUGAGUGCCAUAGUGUUGUGUGUCUGUCUAUUCAGAUGUAACACUUGUUUAAGAAUAUCAUUCUGAUUCUUUCAAUGUACAUGCUUGCAU
Molecule: messenger RNA, 1741 nt
Organism: Polyodon spathula (Mississippi paddlefish)
Lineage: Eukaryota; Metazoa; Chordata; Actinopteri; Acipenseriformes; Polyodontidae
Product: tryptophan 5-hydroxylase 2-like
Exons: 11
Coding region: 192-1655 (487 amino acids)
Biological process (GO): aromatic amino acid metabolic process; serotonin biosynthetic process
Cellular component (GO): neuron projection
Molecular function (GO): iron ion binding; tryptophan 5-monooxygenase activity
Source: RefSeq, a predicted model, not a curated record